GCUACAGGGCACCGCAGCAAAGUGACAAAAAAGCAGAGCAACAGAUCCAUUUCCGCACAUUCCUAGCAGCUCGAGGCCACUGCUCUCCAUUCCCCUCGCUCGUCGCCAUGGUCGCCAUCUCCCCCCACCUCACCGCGACCCUUCCGUUUCUCCCGACUCUGCGGCCACGUCCUCGCCGUCUUCCGCAGGACGCCUUCGCGGCCUCCGUGUCCGCGCACCGAACCGCCGGCGUCGCCCUCCAUGGCUGCAGGCAUUGCAAUCCUUUAGCAAGAAGACUUCAUGGGUUUGAGAAUACAAUAAGCUUCUGGACACGGACGGAGCACAAUAAGCAAGCUCUAUUUGCCUCAGGCAGGGAUGAUAACUCGAGUUCUCCAGAUGGGCCGCCUGUCCUGACUAUUCUGGCAGGUGUCAUUGUGUUCCUUCUUGUCCUCUGGGUAAUUGGAUCGAUUGUUACCUGGAUUGUGGGUUUGGUCUUUGGUGCUGCAAAAUCUUAGAAGGUCCAUUUGAGGGUAGCUAAGAACCAUUUCAAUUGUAUAUACUUUGUGCUGUCGUUUCUUUGCUGAAGCCUUGAAUAAAUUGCAUUGUCUGGUAUGUUUUUAGAGGAAGUCAUGUAUAACUGCAAUUGCAUUUUGUGUUGUUAUCUGUCGUAGAAAAUUUUCGGGUUCCA
Setaria italica (foxtail millet) is the source of this 667-nucleotide messenger RNA. RefSeq lists its product as uncharacterized. The transcript has 2 exons. The coding region runs from base 108 to 494 and encodes 128 amino acids. The record is from RefSeq and is a predicted model, not a curated record. NCBI's taxonomy places the organism in Eukaryota, Viridiplantae, Streptophyta, Magnoliopsida, Poales, Poaceae.